AUGUCCCACAGCCGGAGGAACGCGUACAACCGGACCACCAGCAGCGGCAGCAGCAGGAUGAGCUCUGACGGGGGCGGCCGGCCGGCCCGGGUGGGGUCGGUGGUGGAGGUGAUCGGCAAGGGGCAGCGCGGCACGGUGGCCUACAUCGGCACCACCCUGUUCGCCUCGGGGAAGUGGGUGGGGGUGAUCCUGGACGAGGCCAAGGGCAAGAACGACGGCACCGUGCAGAGCAAGCGCUACUUCACCUGCACCGAGAACCACGGCAUCUUCGUCAGGCAGUCCCAGAUCCAGCUGAUAGAUGAUGGGGCCGACACGACAUCUCCGGAGACACCUGAGCCCUCCACCGCCAAGGUCCUCAAGAGAGAAAGCACGGACACGACCAAAUCGACUAAACUGCGAGGAGUGAAGCUGAAAAAGGUGCAGCAUGCCUUAAUACAUAGUACCCCUGCACCGAGGAAGACUACGGUCAGAAGAACUAAGCCGCCGAGCCGUGCGGCGGCGGCGGGCGCGGCGGGGGCUAAGGGGGGUCCGUCGGGGUCGGCCUCGGCCUCGGCCGGGGAGAUGAGCAGCAGCGAGCCCAGCACCCCCGCCCAGACCCCCCUGGCCGCGCCCCUCAUCCCCACCCUGCUCUCCCCCGGAGCCCUGCCCCCCCCGGGACCCACCAAGGAGGAGGAGUCUCUGCGGGGGCAGGUCAAGGACCUGCAGGAGAAGCUGGAGACGCUGAUGAUGAAGCGGGCGGAGGACAAGGCCAAGCUGAAGGAGCUGGAGAAGCACAAGAUCCAGCUGGAGCAGCUGCAGGAGUGGAGGAGCAAGAUGCAGGAGCAGCAGGCCGAGCUCCAGAGGCAGCUCAAGGACGCCAAGAAGGAGGCCAAGGAGGCGCAGGAGGCCAAGGAGCGCUACGUGGAGGAGAUGGCGGACACGGCGGACGCCAUCGAGAUGGCCACGCUGGACAAGGAGAUGGCGGAGGAGCGCGCCGAGUCCCUGCAGAUGGAGGCCGACUCCCUGAAGGAGAAGACGGACGAGCUGUCCAUGGACCUGGAGCUCCUCAAGCACGAGAUCGAGGAGAAAGGCUCCGACGGAGCGGCUUCCAGCUACCACGUCAAACAGCUGGAGGAGCAAAAUGGCCGACUGAAAGAAGCACUGGUCAGGAUGCGGGACCUGUCUGCGUCGGAGAAGCAGGAGCAUGUGAAGAUGCAGAAGCAGGUGGAGAGGAAGAGCGGGGAGCUGGAGGUGCUGCGCGGCCAGAAGGAGAAGCUCCAGGAGGAGGUGAAGGGCGCCGACAAGACCGUGGACGAGCUCAAGGAGCAGGUGGAUGCCGCUCUGGGGGCGGAGGAGAUGGUGGAGACCCUGACGGAGCGGAACCUGGACCUGGAGGAGAAGGUCCGCGAGCUGAGGGAGACUGUGGUGGACCUGGAGGCGAUCAACGAGAUGAACGACGAGCUGCAGGAGAACGCGCGGGAGACAGAGCUAGAGCUGCGGGAGAUGCUGGACCUGGGCGGCGCCCGCGUGCGCGAGGCGGAGAAGAGGGUGGAGGCGGCCCAGGAGACGGUCGCCGACUACCAGCAGACCAUCCAGAAGUACCGCGAGCUCACGGCACACCUGCAGGAAGUGAACCGGGAGCUGACCAGCCAACAGGAAGCGUCCGCAGAGCUCCAGCAGGAUCCGCCCGCCGAGCUCUUCGACUUCAAGAUCAAAUUCGCGGAAACCAAGGCCUACGCAAAGGCCAUCGAGAUGGAGCUGAGGAAGAUGGAGGUGUCCCAGGCCAGCCGGCAGGUGUCUCUGCUCACCGCCUUCAUGCCCGAGUCCUUCCUGCGGCACGGCGGCGACCACGACUGCAUCCUGGUGCUGCUGCUCAUCCCCAGGCUCACCUGCAAGGCUGAGCUGGUGGGCAGACAGGCUCUGGAGAAGUUUGACCUGAACGAGGGCAGCCUGGGGCGGACGGGGCUGAGGGGCGCCGUGGGGGAGCAGCUGAGCUUCGCCGCGGGCCUGGUCUACUCUCUGGGCCUGCUGCAGGCCACGCUACACAAGUACCAACAGGCUCUGGGCCAGUGCAGUGUGGAGGUCUACAAGAGGAUCGGCUCUCUGUACCAGGAGAUGAGCGUUCACGAGCGCUCCCUGGACUUCCUGAUCGACCUGCUGCACAAAGACCAGCUGGACGAGACGGUCAACGUGGAGGCACUGACCCGCGCCAUCAAAUACUACCAGCACCUGUACAGCAUCCAUCUGGCGGACCAGAGUGAGGACUGCAGCGUGCAGCUCGCCGACCACAUCAAGUUCACCCAGAGCGCUCUGGACUGCAUGGCGGUGGAGGUGGGCCGUCUGCGGGCCUUCCUGCACGCGGGCCAGGAGAAGACGGACCUGGCCGGCCUGCUGCGCGACCUGGAGACGUCCUGCAGCGACGUGCGCCAGUUCUGCAAGAAGAUCCGCCGCCGCAUGCCGGGCACCGAGGCCCCGGGGAUCCCCGCCGCGCUCUGCUUCGGGCCGCAGGUGUCGGACACGCUGUCGGACUGCAGGAAGCACCUGACCUGGGUGGUGGCGGUGCUGCAGGAGGUGGCGGCGGCGGGCGCCCAGAUGAUCGCCCCCCUCGGGGAGCAGGAGGGGCUGGCCGCCGUCAAGAUGGAGGACGUGGCCUUCAAGGCUGGGGAGCAGAUCUACGGCACCCAGGGGGCCAGUCCCUACGACUACCUGCGGCAGUCCUGCGGCAUUGUCAUAGCAACCAUGAACAAGAUGGCCACCGCCAUGCAGGAAGGGGAGUUCGACUCGGAGAAACCCCAGAGUCAGAUCCCCCCGCCGGUGGAGCUGCGUGCGGCCGCACUCCGGGCUGAGAUCACAGACGCAGAGGGUCUGGGUCUGAAGCUGGAGGACCGGGAGACCAGCAUCAAGGAGCUGAAGAAGUCCCUGAAGAUCAAGGGGGAGGAGCUGAGCGAGGCCAGCGUGCGUCUCAGCCUGCUGGAGAAGAAGCUGGACAGCUCGUCUAAAGACGCAGACGAACGCGUGGAGAAGAUCCAGACCCGGCUGGACGACACCCAGACCCUCCUCAAGAAGAAGGAGAAGGAUUUCGAGGAGACCAUGGACGCCCUGCAGGCCGACAUCGACCAGCUGGAGGCGGAGAAGGCGGAGCUGAAGCUGAGGAUCAGCAGCCAAUCGAAGGAGGGCCAGCGGGGGACCUCCCCCUCGGGGAUCGCCUCGCUGGUGGCGGGGGCGGCAGGAGGGGGCAUGGUGCUGGGCGUGCCCGGGGGGGCGGGGCUCCAGGUGAUGGACUCCCCCCUGCUGAGCCAGCAGAUCCACGCCCAGCGGCUCUGCAUCAAGCAGCUGAAGAACGACAACAACAGGCUCAAGGCCGAGAGGAUGCGGGCCCAGCUGGCCUCCCUCCCCCCCCUGCGCCUGGCCCGUCUCCCCCCCAGGGACGGGGGCCAGCCUGAGGUGGUGUCCAGCGCGCUGUACCGCAAGACGGACCAGCUGCUGGAGACCCUGCUGCAGAUGAGCGCCAACGUCAAGGUGGUGGACAUCACCGGGCGGUCCCCAGUGACCCCUAGUGGCCAGCUGCUGGAACAGACGGCCAGACUGCAGGCCCUCAGCGACACACUGGACAGACUGAAGGACGAGGUAGCCGACCAUGUGGUGAGGCAGCAGCCGGGAGCUCAGGCCUCCUCAGACUUCGCUACCUUCCCCUCCACCUCCUACGUCAAGGCGCGGGACCGGCAGGGCGACACGGUGCUGGUGGGCCGGGUCACGGUCCCGUGCCCCCGCGGCCACGAGCAGGUCCACCGCCUGGUCCUGUCCCAGUCCCAGCUCCACAAGGUCCACAGUCUGCUGAAGACCUAGGCCCCGCCCCCGCUCCUGGC
Messenger RNA from Gadus chalcogrammus (walleye pollock), 3845 nucleotides. It is a transcript of the gene dctn1b, whose product is annotated as dynactin 1b. NCBI's taxonomy places the organism in Eukaryota, Metazoa, Chordata, Actinopteri, Gadiformes, Gadidae. Gene Ontology annotation, cellular component: microtubule associated complex; axon; spindle pole. The transcript is spliced from 31 exons. Gene Ontology annotation, biological process: nuclear migration; establishment of mitotic spindle orientation. The record is from RefSeq and is a predicted model, not a curated record. The coding region runs from base 1 to 3825 and encodes 1274 amino acids.